AUGUCAUUCACGGCCUCGGCUGCGACCGCCUUAUUUACAAUCCUUGCCGAUGACUCCGACGAUGACGAUGGAGGCAGGCGUUGGGGAGACCAGACAAAGUCGCGUGAUUUGUACACUCAGUUCGUGAUCAGUUUCGCGCUGGGACUCGGCGCAUUCAUAUCGUUCUGUGUCCUGAGACCAAAAUGGACGGAGCUCUAUGCCGCACGGAGGCGACAACGUUGCGCCGCUUCGGGGCUACCAGAGCUGCCGGAUAGCUUCUUCGGAUGGAUACCGGUACUCUAUCGGAUUACGGAAGAGGAAGUCCUGCACUCUGCAGGUCUGGACGCAUACGUGUUCCUCUCGUUCUUCAAAUUCGCGAUCAGGCUACUACUGUUCAUCUUUGUCUUUGCUGUUACCGUGAUCCUUCCGCUUCACUUGAAAUAUACAGGCCAGUCCGGUUUUCCGGGGUGGGAUGAUAUGGAUCCACCAAAUAACCAGACUAUGAGCGCGAUCGGUCUACUGGGCAAGGAAAAGGACAAGGACAAGCUUGUGACCGACCCUGGAUAUAUCUGGAUCUACGUUUUAUUCCCCUAUAUCUUCAGCGGUAUGGCUUUCUACCUGCUCCUCCGGGAGACAAACCAAAUCAUCCGCACUCGACAGACGUAUCUCGGAAAUCAGACUACUACUACUGACCGCACCGUUCGCUUGUCCGGGGUUCCUCAAGACUUGACCAGCGAAGACAUGAUCAAAGAUUUCGUGGAGGGACUCCGUGUGGGCAAGGUGGAGUCCGUCACACUGUGCCGAAAAUGGGGUGAACUGGACCGCCUGAUUGAUGAACGGAUGGAAAUUCUCCGGCAAUUGGAACGCGCUUGGACUAAACACCUCGGAUACAAACGCCCUCGGAGGGAUGGGAAUACAUUGCCCCUGACCCAUCAACCCCCAUAUACCAGAGCCCGGUUACGUCUGGAGGAGGAUGACGAGACAUCUCAAUUGCUAGACGGCGCUGACCACGAACAUGUUUCGGGAUAUCUCCACGAGCGACCAAAAGUUCGUAUCUGGUACGGUCCCUUCAAAUUGCGUUUCCGUAUGAUCGAUGCAAUCGACUACUUCGAGGAGAAGUUGCGCAAAAUCGACGAGCAAAUCACUUCCGCCCGCGAGAAAGAGUAUCCUCCAACGGAGAUCGCCUUUGUGACUAUGGAAUCCAUUGCAGCUUCUCAAAUGCUGGUCCAGGCCACUCUUGACCCGCAUCCCAUGCAAAUGUUUGCUCGGCUUGCUCCCGCGCCAGCGGAUGUCGUCUGGAAAAAUACCUAUCUCUCUCGUACUCGGCGAAUGACACAGUCCUGGCUCAUCACCGCUGUGAUUGGUUUCCUCACUAUCUUUUGGUCCGUUCUUCUGGUUCCAAUCGCGACUUUGCUGCAACUGGAUACACUGCACAAGAUUAUACCGUCUCUCGCGGAGACAUUGGCCGAGCAUCCCAUUCUCAAAUCUUUGGUUUCGACUGGUCUGCCGACUUUGGCCUUCUCCCUGUUGACGGUCGCUGUUCCGUAUCUCUAUGAUUGGCUCUCAAAGAACCAAGGCAUGAUGUCUCGUGGCGACGUUGAACUUUCUGUCAUCUCGAAGAACUUUUUCUUUUCCUUCUUUAACCUGUUCCUCCUGUUCACCGUUUUCGGUACCGCGACCACCUUCUACAGUUUCUGGGAGCGCCUGCGCGAUGCAUUCAAAGAUGCCACCACGAUCGCCUUUGCCCUUGCAACAUCCUUGGAGGGGUUCACGGGCUUCUAUGUUAAUCUCUUGGUUCUCCAAGGACUGGGUCUUUUCCCCUUCCGACUGUUAGAAUUUGGCAGCGUCGCAUUAUACCCCUUGCAGUUCUUCCGCGCUCGAACUCCCCGCGAAUACGCGGAGCUUGCCACGCCGCCAAAAUUCAGUUACGGCUUCUCUAUUCCCCAGACCAUCUUGGCUCUGAUCAUUUGCAUCGUCUACAGUGUUUUCCCCAGCUCGUGGUUGAUUUGUCUAUUCGGUUUGGUUUACUUUUCGUUCGGCCAGUUCAUCUACAAGUAUCAACUCUUGUAUGCUAUGGACCACCAGCAACACUCAACCGGUCGUGCAUGGCCGAUGAUCUGUAACCGGCUGUUUGUCGGCCUGGUGGUGUAUCAUCUGGCCAUGAUUGGAGUACUCGCCUUACGUGGCGCGAUCACUCGUUCAUUGCUCCUCGUCCCUCUCCUGGGCUUCACCAUGUGGUUCUCCUACUGGUUUUCACGAACCUAUGAACCACUGAUGAAGUUCAUCGCGCUCAAGAGUAUCAAUCGUGACCAGCCUGGCGGUGGAGAGGUCUCGCCAUCGUCUUCCUCCACUUUCUCCCCAUCAACAGGCAUGGAUCGUGAUGCGCUCCCGAUCCGAAUCGGUAGCCAGGAGCUUGGUUUGCGGUUGAAGAAGUACGUCAAUCCGAGCUUGAUCCUGCCUCUGCAUGAUGCCUGGCUUCCUGGUCGCAGCCCUGACCAGAUCAACGGUGCAUCUCCGCCUGCACAUCCAGACCUCGCGGAUAUUGUCUCCAUUUGA
Penicillium subrubescens is the source of this 2535-nucleotide messenger RNA. RefSeq names its product putative DUF221 domain protein. The transcript has 4 exons. The coding region runs from base 1 to 2535 and encodes 844 amino acids. Lineage: Eukaryota; Fungi; Ascomycota; Eurotiomycetes; Eurotiales; Aspergillaceae. The record is from RefSeq and is a predicted model, not a curated record. Gene Ontology annotation, cellular component: plasma membrane. Gene Ontology annotation, molecular function: calcium-activated cation channel activity.